AGUGUUGAAUUAGAUUGGUUAGGGGGCAGACGUACUUCAAGUGUUGCUCCAGGAAUCUGUUGUAAGGAACUCAGGAGUACAUACAGUGACAUACCGGCAUUCUAACCCUGAUUGGAAUAGUAUUGAAUAUAUUGUGAUCUUACAAGCAAAUGUGGAUGUUAUAAAGCUUCAUGGUCACCAGUAAAUGAAAGCAGGACCUUGUUGGGUGACGCAAGUCGAUAGUUUUCUCCAUCAUCUGAUACCAAAGAAUCCAUAAUGCUGCUGCCUUUGUGCUUGAGAUGCUGGCUAACUUCAGUCACCAUCUGUGUCCUCCAUCUUUUCUCUACAUCACACGCGUCAAGCAGGUGGAUAGAUCAAGAGCCAAAUCUUAUAUCACAAGACAGCUUUCAAAAUUUCCGAUCAUUCCAAGGUCAACAUUUUGGAUCUAUGACAUUGAACAGUGAACAGAGAUUGCUGAUGGUCGGAGCUCAAAAUGCUUUUUAUCAAAUCAACUUGGAAGAGCCACUCGGCAGCCAACAGGGUAUCCAGAACUACAGUUGGUCCUCUGAAUAUGUGACGAUUGAGAACUGUUUAAUGAAAGGUGUUGAACAGUGGGAAUGUCAGAACUUUAUUGAGGUAUUACAGAUGAAUUCUGCAGAAAACAACAGGCUAUUUGCUUGUGGGACCAAUGCACAGUCACCCAAGUGCAGAUACUUCACAGAUUCCUCUCUCCAAGACUAUGAAGAAUCAGAUGGAACCUUUAUCAGUCCUUUCAACCCCAAGCAAGAGGGUACAGCUCUCUUUGCAGAUGGUAACCUAUACACAGGUGUUGCCAGGGACUAUACUGCUAGAGACUCAGUUAUAUUCAGAUCACAAGGGACACAAAAAGUACUUUACACUAAAAUAAUGGACUCAACAUGGCUCAAGAUUCCAGCAUUUAUAAAGUCCUUUGAUGUAGGAGACUGGAUUCUAUUCUUCUUCAGAGAGGUUGCAGUGGAAUACACAUCAGGAGAGGGUAUUUAUUCCAGAGUUGCUAAAGUUUGUAAGAAUGACCAAGGAGGAAGUUGGAUAUCUGUUAAUGAAUGGACAACCUUCCAAAAGAUUCGUCUAAACUGUUCGUUACCUGGAGCAAUUCCAUUUUACUUCCACUUCCUCCAGGAUGUUGAAAUGGUGGAAUCUGAAAAUGAUACUCUCUUCUAUACAGUCUUCACUACCGGAGGACAUGAGAUUCCUGGCUCAGCUGUAUGUGUAUUCAGUCUGAAUAAGAUAAGAACUAUCAUGAAUGAAGGAGAGUUUAAAGAGCAACAAGGAGGGGCAUGGUAUCCUGCAUCCCCACCACCCCAACCACCACCAACACCCCCAAGACCAGGAUUGUGUGAUGCAGACUACCAAAGUUCUGCUUCUUUACUCCAAUGGAUAUCCUCUCAUCCUCUCAUGCAUGAAGCCGUACCAACUCACAAUAAUCCACUACCUAUCUUUACACUUACGAGGGCCGACUACAGGUUAACACAGAUCAUGGUCCACAGUCAAAGGGCCGUUGAUAAUAAUUACCAAGUUUUAUUCCUCGGAACAGAUGAUAGCAAACUCUUGAAGGUUGUCCUAGUUGAGACUGAAGAUGGCACUGUUCAUACUAAUCUCUUGGAGGAGAUCAGUCUUCAUCCUAAAGAUAGCUGUGAGAAAGUUAUUAACAUGGAGCCAGUAACCAACCAUGAAGGGAAGCAAGUCAUUAUUGUUAAUACCAAUAGCUCUAUCUUAGAGGUUCCUUUACAGAGGUGUAUAAACUAUACAAGUGAUUGUACAUGUACACAAGAUCCUUUCUGUGUGUGGAAUAGUAUAACAGAUGAAUGCUACGAGUAUACUGGAGAUAAUGCAUUUGAUGAACAAGCUGUCAGUAAUAUGCAGGAAUGUCCAGAACCUCCACCACCCACUACCCCACAGCCUGAGUGUAUAUGUGAGACCACUGCACCGUCUGACGCAGCCACCACUAAAUACACCACCGUUAUGGCCACAACACCGUCGACGGUACCACGGACAACAACUGCCGUUCCCACCACACCCAGCACAGUGUCCACAACAAUUAUUGAUUGGACAACUACUGUGAAUAGUUCUACCGUACUACCAGUAGGUAGUCAUCAACCAUCAGAAUCCACCACUGGUAGUGAUAUGACAGGUAGUGAGGAUGAUAAUAACAUAUCAGAAGGCAAGCUACCCUCUUCCCUGCCCCCUUCUACCACUAUCAGCAAUGUCAUUGGUCCUGUCGUCAUCUCUGAUGUGGAUAUUUUAGAGGUUGCCACAACGAUUACCAAUGAAGUAGAUGAUAUCCAUGGUGAUAAACGUAUACUAAGACCAGAUGUGUAUGAGUAUCCUCAGCGGAACCACAGUCUGAUGGAGGAAGGUAACGUCCUGGUGCUGGUCUUCCUAAUCCUUGGCUGGAUCCUCUUCACAUUCUGUGGGAUGGUGGUCCUGUAUCAAUGCUACAACCAACAUCAUAAGGGUAUCUAUCAACCUCCUUCCAGUGAUGAUAGCAUCUUGAGUGCAAGAAUGAAGACCAAGGAGCCGAAAGACCUCCUCUCUACCCCAAACCAGAAUGGAAAGGUGGCCAAUGGCAUCCCACUGGAGGUCCCGUGGUCGCCCCCCUCCCGUGCCACCCACACCCCUGCAGGCAGGGAGAGAGACUCUCUUGGACCAGUCAACGGCCACAGCUUACCUAGACGGCCCGUACCGGUACCAACGCCCAUGGUUCCACCCGCAUACCGAUCCCCCGUCUCCUUUGGUCACACGGUAGGCUCCUUGCCCAGCCCAGCCCGCAUCAACAAGUACAAGAACAACACCAGCACCUUUAACAGCCUUGACAGGCACAGGACACCACAGAUACAUAAUCUGUACGUGGAGCACCCACGUAGCCAUGCCAAUGAACCAUACUCACCUUACAACGGGCGGGUGAUGACGGCCGAAGACAGGAGACCAUCGGGUGCAUCGGACAGUGAGAUGUAUGACGAUGACGUGUGGCAGCCGAGGAUGGCCGGGGAGGAGUUGGUAUGACUAUUACACCACCAUCAGGGUCAACCUGUUAAAGAGAGACCUCUGUGGACACAGUCCAGUGAGGAGCUUGGAGAUUUAUCUCUUUAAAAUAAAGACUUGUAGCAGUACUCUGUGUGAAGCACUCUCAUUCCACUCUGGAUCAAGCCAUAGACAAUGUGGAUGAUUCGUAGCUCUCGCUUCACUGGCUGGUGCAAAGCCAGUAUAAUGCACUGCUUAUAGAUGUCAUCAGAGAUCGCUGGAUCCAAAGAAACAAUGUUAACAAAGUUCUCUGAUGUAUCUUAUGCCAUGGCAAUGCUAGCACACAGUAAUACGCAAUAAUUGCAAGUUAUAUAUGCGAAGGCACAGCACGCCAUUCCUGUUGUAUCACUGAGAUGAUUUGAUCACAAGGUGCAAUGAGUAUUCCUACCAAUUUUAUUGAUUGCAUCACCUCAAGUGUUGAUUAUUCCAUUUCAGAUGAGCUUCAGGAUAAAAGGCUUAAUGAUGUCAGUAUGAUCAUCAUUAAAAAAAAAAUCAAGUCUUCUUAUUCUUGAAACUAGACACUUGUAUAGUUCUGGUUUUGUGGCAGAUAAAGAUAUUUACUUCCACCCAAUGUCUUGAAGUAAACUUUUGAAAGCAAGUACACCUCCCUCUAUUGACUGCCAUCUUCCAGUUAGCUCAAUUGGAAUAGCCAGUCACAAGAUAAAGACAUGACGUAUGAAGACUGUGUUGGAGCUGCGAUAAGAAAAAAGAAGUGGGGAUUGUGCAAAUAUUGAUUUUUAAAAAAAAUAUUGAUAAAAAAUAAAUAAAAAUAUUAAAAAGACACAUAGAACUAUUAAAAAAAUAUUCCUAAUUUUUUACAAGAAUAGAAUUUUUCUCUAUUUUCAAAUGUAGACCAAUUUAGUGAUUGGUAAUAUUCAUGUUGUGACCCCUGAUAAUUGAAUGAAUGGUGUGUGUUGUAGCUUGCCUUAGAUUAGCCACACAGUCGACCAUUUCUUCAAUCACAGCUAUGGCGAUUCUGCAAGGUCUUUUAGUCAAAAGAUGUCACUACAUACAAGAACACUUAAGUUAGCUGCAGUUCAAGUAUUUACAAGUUUAAAAAGUUUAAGUACAUUUUUGUUAAGCUUUCACCCACAUUGCAUACAAAUACACUUGAAGCUUUUAAGUGAAGGAAUAAGGGGAGGAGGCUUCUCUGUUUUGUGGAGAUAUUAGUUCCUUUUUUGAAAAGGUAAUAUGCAAUGCAGUUUAAUGUUGUCUGCACCUAUGCAAUUAUGAGUUAUGUUCUUAUUAGAUUUAUACUGAAAUCACAAGUGUUUUUAUCUUUGGGAUAGAGCUUUAUCAAAAGAAAUGUGAGUAAUGGGGUUGGUUGAUACCUGAAGCAAAGCAGCUUACUAGAUCCAACCAGGGUCCAAAAAAAAACCCAGAUCAUUUGUAAACUAUGGUAUGUAAAACUUGUUGAUUGCACAUAUAAAAUCACUUCACAAGCAAUGAAAAAAAAUCACUUGUUCAAGAAACAAAUGAUAAAGAAAUUAUAUAUCAAACCCUCUGUACUCUCACCUCUUUCUUUAAAUUUGUCUAUUCUUUUUUUUUUAAAUUUGUUUAUAACCAAGAUAUAUGUUUUUGACCAUGGAUUGAAACUUAAUAAUUAACCCGUUUGAAUGAUUUUGACAUUUCUUGAUGAAUAAUUUCACUAACAUUGUACAAAAUGCUAUGUGAUGAUGAAAAUGUACUAACUAUGAUCAGACAGCUUAUGAGAUAUAUAUAACUUUUCAAGAAGACUGCUAUUUCAUGAGUAGUCGGUGUUGGGAAUUUUGGUAACAUGUCUGCAUUGCAGAUAUUUAAAAGCAAAAACUUCUGGGUUAGUUUUAUAUUUGUGUGGGUUUUUUUUAUUUGUAAAGAAAAUAAUGCAAUCUUUGUAAGAAAAGGGUAAAAGGUCCCAUUUUGUGUGCAUUUUUUAAAGGAAGUUGUGUGGAAUUUUCUCCUUUUGAAGAAGAAAAUUUAUUUUAUGUUGACUUAGUGUAAUGAAAUCCCACAUUCCAAAUGAUUUUUUUAGUUGAUUUUAUUUGAUCAAGUAAUGCAAAAUUGAUUUUUUUUUUUAAGUGUGUUAUAAACUUUUUUUUAAAAUCUUUUAAAAAUGACUGAUUAAAAUCUAAUGAUAGACAUAUAUGAUUGAAAAAACAGUUUCAUUACCUAUUUUUAAAACAAUUACUGAGAAAGCUUGACUAAUUAUAAAUUACAGAUUACUGCUCAUUCAUAAAAGAAAAACUUUGUUGCAAUUUUGUUUUUGAUGAAAUAUAUAUUGUAUUCACUGCCAGUUUAUAUGAUUUUGCAUACAAAGUUUUUUGUUAGUUGGUAAGUUAUGAGGACUAUUAUAUUCUGUAGGUAUGUAUGUUUCAUGCUGCUAUCAUCACAUGUUCCACACAAUCAAUAAUUGCAUUGUCAUUCACAAGAUCGAUUUUUGUUUUUUUAAAUUGAGGAGAGAGAUUUCUGGUUGGUAGUUCAUAAAGCUGAUUGUAAGUUCUGCAGAAUCUUAUGCACAAGUCAAAAUCUGAACUCUGUUCAUUAGCAUUCUUGUUGUUAAGAAGCAUCUCUAUGCAUAGUUUAUUAUUUGUCAAACAUUUGACCCGAGUCAAAGGAAAGUUACCACUACUGUGUGAAACAGAUCAAGGCUAGGAUAUCUCAGUUGGCACAAGAACUGGUCUUGAGUUGAGCGUACAGAUUUGUGUAACUUGCAAACACCAACCUGAACUGAUUUUAUGAUGUUUUAGAGAAAUGUAGAAAUAUUUUGUUGUUAUUACUGGGAUGAUAAUAGGCACACCAGUAUUAAAACCUAUUUGUCUUUCACAUGUGUUAUAUGCAUCUCCUCACUGUACCCAGUCAUCAUUUAUAGAACUUAGGAAAGCUAGGAUUAGACAUCAUUUGUUUUAUUUAGAUAUUCUGUCAUCAUUAUGUUAGCUGAGAACGAUUAAACAAAAAUGCAGUAGUAGAAAGGAUAUGUUCACGACCCAGGAUGCAUUGUUGUUGAAAAAUAUUCUUUAAACUUGAAAAAUGAGUCAUUUUAUCAUGAUUAAAACUAUUUCUUGGAUUGGUGUGGGUAAUCAUACCUGUCAGACUAAUGAUGUUAUUCAGGUGUGCAAAAAACAUCAAAAUGGUAUAAAAUCAAUUUCAUGAAUGAAAAAAAAAUGCUAUUGGGUUGUGGGCAUUUGUUUUCAUACUACCACAUUUCGCUAAACUUCCUGAAGACAUAUGACUGCAUUAUUCUUCUUUUAAAUCGUCCAGAUGAAAUUAUUGUCUUCCACUCUCAUUUUCUGUAAAAAAAAAAAGGUGGAUAAUGGUUUAGAAAGAAGAAAUAGUUCAGAAGCAAGACUUUUCAAAUGAUUAAUAGAUGUGUGUAUGGAAUUUGUAAUUUAAAUUAACAGCACUGUGUUUGAAUAUGUAGGCUUAUACUAGCACUUCACUGGUUUCAUAAUAUAUAUAUAGAGAAGAUAUUUGGGCUGUCGUUAGGUGUAUUGUGAUAUAUUAGCUCAUAUAUCUCUUGGGAUGAUGUUGUAUUUCCUUCAUUCAUCAUUUCUAUCAAGUUUUACAUUUCUACUUGUAAAGAAUAAGGAGUAUACCCAGAAAAGAGAUUUAUUAUUACGGACAUUGAAUACAUAAAUAUGAAACCCACCGUGUGAGCAUAUACACAGUAUACCUUAGCAAUUAUAUGUCAACAUGAAAAGCAGUUAUGAAAUACAGGUACAGAAGAAUGUUUGAAAGAUAUCAUGUAUUGAUUCAAAUUUAUUACUAUAGUACUAGUUAGGAUGUUUUUCAGUUUACAAGUAUUCUUUAAAGUUGGUGAUGAUCGUCACGCUAUAUUUUUUUGUCAUUUCGAUGGUAUUCAUUUUGUAGAUAAGUGCUGAAAUUUGUUUACUUUGUCUUAUGAAUUUAUUCUUUGAAUUUUGUUUAGUUUUUAAGCCUAUGUUUUCAUGAUUGCUUAAUUUUGCCAAAUCAUUAUUAUAGAUCUACUUAGAUUCCAAAAUUAUGUCUAGAAAUAAGAUGGACUAUGAAUUAAAAAUAAUCAUUUUCAUCUUGUGAAGGCAAAAGGUUUAUUUUUGGUACUUAAUAAGUCACCAAAAUGUAAAUGAAAGAGACAUAUUGCAUAUUAUGUAAAUAAGAUAUAAUGAAUAUUAUGGGACAAAACUGCAUCCGAAAUAACAUGUGGUUUAUGACCCGGAUUAUACUUUAUUUUUGUAACUGUUGCCUUUCAUAGGUUUAACAAGCUUGUUAGGAAGCACUUCUAUGCAGAAAGUGAUUGUUUUAACAUCCAACAGACAGGAGAUCGCGUGUUUAAUUUAAUGUCAAGAAAUCAUGAAUUGUAAUCAGAAAACAACAUUGAUCAUUAUGAAAUAAAGUUAUGAAAAAUUUAAAGAGAUGUUUAUGGAAAUUAAAUAUUGAUUAUAGAAUCAAAAAUCUAUUUGAUAACACCAACUAUUAGAGAAAUUACAGUUUCUAGACAUUAAGGAGUGACGAAAUCUAAUUGGAUUGAAUUCAACCUACUUUUCUUGAAACUAUUGCUAUUUUGCUUAAUCCUGUCCUGUUUCAUCAUUUUCAAGGAGAUUCAACUUUGAACAAUUAUGUCCAUUAGAGAUGUAUAUGCUGAUCAUGUAAAUAAAUUGCAACGCCCAUUUUUAUGUUAUUGCAAUAAAUGCAAAAAAUAAAAAUAUAAAAUAAAAUGAGCAAAUUGCA
Molecule: messenger RNA, 7722 nt
Organism: Lytechinus pictus (painted urchin)
Lineage: Eukaryota; Metazoa; Echinodermata; Echinoidea; Temnopleuroida; Toxopneustidae
Product: semaphorin-1A-like
Exons: 20
Coding region: 256-3021 (921 amino acids)
Biological process (GO): positive regulation of cell migration; negative regulation of axon extension involved in axon guidance; neural crest cell migration
Cellular component (GO): plasma membrane
Molecular function (GO): semaphorin receptor binding; chemorepellent activity
Source: RefSeq, a predicted model, not a curated record